AUGAACAAUAUCAACAUCACAAACAAACUCGGGGAAGGAGGAUUUGGUACCCUACGAGAAGGGAAGGGAAUAGCAGUAAAAGGACUUUCUAGUAGCUCAGGGCAAGGCAUAGAAGAGUUAAAAAAUGAGACGUUGUUGAUCUCCAAGCUCCAACAUAAAACUCUUGCCAGGAUCAUGGGCUGCUGCGUCAAAGAAGAUGAGAAGAUACUGAUUUAUGAGUUCAUGCCAAACAGAAGCUUGGACACUCUUCUAUUUGAUCCAGCGCGGAGACCUGAGUUUGAUUGGGACAGACGCUUCAAUAUUAUUCGGGGUAUUGCUAGAGGGCUUCUUUAUCUCCACCAUGAGUCUUAUUUCAAAGUAAUUCAUAGAGAUUUUAAGAAGGUUGUGAGGUCUGCAAUCCGUGUGGCAUGCGUUGUUUCGGAGACCGUGGCACUCAACCAUUCGAAUGUGCGGUGGUAUGUUUUUGGGGACGAUGACACGGUUUUAUUUCCGGAGAAUUUGGUGAAGACACUUUCUAAGUAUGAUCAUAGGCUGUGGUACUACAUUGGGACAAACUCAGAGAUCUAUGAGCAGAACAGAAUUUUUGGAUUUGGAAUGGCUUAUGGUGGUGCUGGUUUCGCUAUAAGUUCCCCUUUGGCAAAAGUAUUGGCAAAGGUGUUUGAUUCAUGUAUAGAAAGAUAUCCUCAUCUAUAUGGAAGUGACUCCAGGAUCUCCUCUUGCUUGGCAGAGCUUGGCAUUGGCUUAACUCGGGAGCCUGGCUUCCAUCAGAAUGAUAUUCAUGGAGAUACAUUUGGUCUGUUGGCUGCGCAUCCAUUAACACCCUUGGUAUCUCUGCAUCACUUGGAUCACAUAAGCUCUAUCUUCCCCAACAUGACAACUAUCAAGGCUCUGCAACAUUUAUUUAAGGCUGUGAAUGCUGAUUCUCAGAGGGUUCUACAAAAAACAGUUUGCUAUGACAGAUGGUUUUCAUGGACCAUAGCAGUGUCAUGGGGUUAUGCUGUUCAAAUUCAUGGAAACCAUAUCCUUCUGCCGGACGUCCUCCCCAUGCAAGAGACGUUCAGCCAGUGGAAAAAGGGAAGUGUUCUGUCAGGAGCUUAUACUUUCAACACAAGAGAACAUCACAAGGACCCGUGUCGAAGACCGGUUGUUUUCUUUCUGGACAAUGUGUCUUCUGCUGGGGAUGGGAUCAAGAGCAUCUACAAAAAGUCCUAA
This is a messenger RNA of Prunus armeniaca (apricot), 1212 nucleotides long. The record is from the annotation of a GenBank genome assembly. NCBI's taxonomy places the organism in Eukaryota, Viridiplantae, Streptophyta, Magnoliopsida, Rosales, Rosaceae.